GCAUGUCGCCGACGUCGUCGUCGGCGCGCUGCCAGUCCAGCCCCGUUUAGCGACGCAGCCUGACGCGCGGCCAGCCGCACGGUCUGCACCAUGUCGCUCAAGAUCGGCUUCCUCGGCGGCGGCAAGAUGGCCCAGGCCCUGGCCAGGGGCUUCCUCGCCAAAGGGCUGACCCGCGGCGAGGACGUGGUGGCCAGCGCCGCCCCCCAGGACAAGCAGUGCUUCGAGGCGUUCAAGGAGCUGGGGGCCACGGCGACAGCCGACAACACGCUCGUGGUGAAGAAGUCCCAGGUGGUGUUCGUUGCGGUCAAGCCGGACAUGGUGAGCACGGUGCUGCAGCAGGUCAAGCCGGUCGUCUCCAAAGAUAACCUCUUCAUCUCCAUCUGCAUGGGCAUCACCAUCGCCGACCUCGAAAAGGACCUACCCCCCGGCACGCGCGUGGUGCGCGCCAUGCCCAACACCCCCGCGCUGGUGGGCCGCGGCGCCUCGGUCUACACCUGCGGCACGGCCGCGCGGCCCGACGACGGCGACACCGCCAGGAAGCUCCUGGGCGCCGUGGGCAUCGCCCACCAGGUGCAGGAGAAGCUCGUGGACCCCGUCACGGCCCUCAGCGGCUCCGGCCCGGCCUACGUGUUCCUGGUGAUCGAGGCCCUCGCUGACGGCGCCGUCAAGGAGGGCAUGCCCCGCGACCUGGCCUACCAGCUGGCGGCGCAGACGGUGCUGGGCGCGGGCCACCUCGUCAUGGAGACGGGGCAGCACCCCGCCAAGCUCCGGGACGACGUCACCUCCCCGGCCGGCUCCACGGCGGCCGGCCUCGCGCACCUCGAGCAGUGCGCCGUCCGGUCCGCCAUGGCGGGCGCCGUGGCGGCGGCCACCAAGAGGUGCAAGGAGAUGCAGAGCCAGGCCAAGUAGUGGUUUGGAGACUGCUUGGCCUGCUGCAGGACGCGGAGUGCGACACGAAGGUCGCGCCACCCAACGGACCCGACCACAGCCGUCCGAUGUGAUCUCAGAUCUCGCCCCGAAUCGUGGGAACCCGCUUGUAAAUAAACUUUGUAAAUAAACACAGCCUUAGACCUCGAA
Molecule: messenger RNA, 1077 nt
Organism: Thrips palmi
Lineage: Eukaryota; Metazoa; Arthropoda; Insecta; Thysanoptera; Thripidae
Gene: P5cr-2
Product: pyrroline-5-carboxylate reductase
Exons: 5
Coding region: 91-909 (272 amino acids)
Biological process (GO): L-proline biosynthetic process
Molecular function (GO): pyrroline-5-carboxylate reductase activity
Source: RefSeq, a predicted model, not a curated record